UUUCUUGACACUUUUUUAUCGAUAAGUCGAAAAACAUCGUUUAAAAUGGACGUCGGAGAGCUACUUUCUUUUCAGCCUGAGAAACCAUUGCCACCUGGAAAAGGCAGAAAGAGAUUCCAUGAUGAUAACGCCUCGGAUCCAGUUAUUGACAAGAGGAAGAGAGGCCAAGUCUCAUUUUCUGAGGAUUCCAAGAUCAGUGAAGAGGAAAGAGAAAAAAUUCUACAACUUGUGGAGACAGAGACUGAUGCUGAAACUCUAGAUGAAACCAGUCUUAAAAAGAUGCUUUUGAAUUUUGAGAAGAAAGUUUACAAAAAUCAAGAGCAAAGGAUAAAAUAUCCAGACCUCCCAGAAAAAUUCAUGGAGUCUGAAAUUGAAUUGAAUGAAAUAAUCCAGGAAAUGCAUGUCAUUGCUACAGUACCUGAGCUGUAUCACAUUCUUGUGGACCUCAACACUGUCCAGUCCUUACUACAACUUCUCUCACAUGAAAAUACAGAUAUUUCAAUAGCAGUUGUGGAUUUGAUUCAAGAGAUGACUGAUGUGGACACAUUGAAUGAAAAUGAUGAGGCAGCCACAGCAUUUACAGAUGUCAUGGUUGAUGGGCAGAUUGUGGCAAUACUUGUGCAGAACAUGGAGAGAUUAGAUGAAAAUAAUAAAGAAGAGUCAGAUGGCGUUCACAAUACAUUAGCAAUUAUUGAAAAUUUACUAGAAUAUCGUCCUGAGUUGUCAUCAGAUGCAGCCCAGCAAGGAUUAAUGCAGUGGUUAUUAAGAAGGAUAAAGGCAAAAAUGCCAUUUGAUGCCAACAAGUUGUAUGCCAGUGAAAUUUUAGCCAUUUUGUUACAGAAUAGUGAUGAAAAUCGUCUUUUACUUGGGGAUUUAGAUGGAAUUGAUGUUUUAUUACAACAAUUGGCAGCAUACAAACGACAUGACCCCACCAACAAGGAAGAAAUUGAAAUGAUGGAGAAUCUCUUUAACUCAUUGUGUUCCUGCUUGAUGCGGUCAGAAAACCGGAUCAAGUUCUUACGAGGGGAGGGACUACAGUUGAUGAAUCUCAUGUUGAGGGAAAAGAAAAUGUCAAGGAAUAGUGCAAUUAAAGUGCUUAACCACGCCAUGACAGGUCAGGAAGGUGUAGACAACUGUCAGAAAUUUGUUGACAUCCUGGGACUUAGAACUGUUUUCCCUUUGUUUAUGAAAACUCCUGGCAAAGGAAAAGCAGGGCCAUCACCAGCUGAACUAGAAGAACACAUCACCAACAUCAUUGCUUCCAUGUUGAGGAAUUGUCAGAGCACACAGAGACAAAGGCUUCUCAGUAAAUUUAUCGAAAAUGACCAUGAAAAGGUUGAAAGAUUGUUAGAGCUUCAUUUUAAAUACCUCGACAAGGUUCGACUGAUAGAUACCGACAUAGAACGUGAAAAACAUCGCCUCAAGAUGAGAGGCGAAGACAUGGACGAGGAAAUGGAAGAUGAAUUCUACAUCAGAAGACUCGAUGCGGGUUUGUUUACACUGCAACUCGUCGAUUAUGUCAUGCUGGAAAUUAGUGCCACUGGAGCUUCUUCAAUUAAGCAAAGAAUAAUGCAAAUUCUGAAUAUGAGGGGAGGAUCAGUCAAGUCUAUCAGAAGCAUUAUGAGGGAAUAUGCAGGUAAUAUCGGUGAUGCCAGAGAUCCAGAAGCCAGAGAAAAAGAGCAGAACAGAAUAAUGCAGCUGGUGGACAAGUUCUAGUGAAAAACAAUUAAACUGAUUUUAGCGAUACCUGAAUAAAAAUUUCUGGAAACAUGCUUCUUAAAUCCGUGUUCCAGAUUGGCAGACUUCGUAGAGCUGGACAAGUGUAGUUUCAGUAUCAAGGUUAAUGUGCAUGUAAUUCCAAUCCAUGCAGACCUCCAGAAAGAAAACUCUGUAGAAGAGCUGAGAGUGUGCUCAGUUUUGGUCAACAUAGAUCAUAUCAUUUCCUGGACCAGAUCAGUGUCAUGACUUCGAAUUCAACAUUUCUGAAAUUUAUUUGUAUAAUUGCAAUUUGCAGUUUCAUGUACAUAUGAUUGUAUGAACACAGUACAUGUGGAUAUUGAAAUUAAAUUAUAAAGAAUAC
Ostrea edulis (European flat oyster) is the source of this 2080-nucleotide messenger RNA. RefSeq names its product beta-catenin-like protein 1. Gene Ontology annotation, cellular component: spliceosomal complex. The record is from RefSeq and is a predicted model, not a curated record. The transcript has 15 exons. Bases 46 to 1716 code for a protein of 556 amino acids. NCBI's taxonomy places the organism in Eukaryota, Metazoa, Mollusca, Bivalvia, Ostreida, Ostreidae.